AUGGCUGGCGGGAAGAGCUCCCACCCAGAAUGCCACUUCGCGGCCUCUGGCGUGGCUGCGAUAAUCAAUUUCCCUCUGUGGAGAGCUGCAGCAAUCGGCCAGAGCGGCUUUGACAGAGCAACGAGCAUGGAAAGUAAUUUCUUUCAAAGGUAUUUGGAAGCUCUGAAACCACCGUACAAAGGGGUUGCAGCGACAAUUAUUGGGAUGACGUGGGCGCGCGCCUUCAUCUUCUACGGAAGCGAUCGAGGCAAGCGCAAGCUGGAGGAGCUAGGGUGCUCAAGUCGGGUGGUGACGGUGGCGGUGCCGCCUCUGGUCUUCUCCACCGUGGUUCAGUUGAUUAACAUGCCCAUCAUCCGAGCAAGCAUUACCAUCCAGAACCCGGACUCGAAGUUUUCCUCCGUGAGGGAGUCGCUGGCAGCCAUUUACAGAAAAGGCGGAGUUGGUGCGCUGUGGCACGGCACUUCCGCAGGGGUCAUGAAGACCGUGCCCAAGUAUUGCGUCGCGGUAACCGUCAAGGACUACAUGGAACGGAACCUCGCUCCCGCCGACCACGGGGACCGAUGGGGGACGCUGUGGCGCUCCGCCCAGAAAUCGGUGGCCGCCGGGGUGGCCGGCGCCGCCCUCACCAACCCGCUGGACGUGCUGAGAAACGAGAUGUUCAAGACGGACCUGGGCGUGAGAGACGCGCUGGCCAAGCUCAGGCGAGAGGAGGGGGCGGGGUUCGCCGUUCGCGGGAUGAGCAAGAACCUGGUGGCCGUCGCGAUCCCGAUCACGGUGACGAUUUUCGUGACGGAUGUCCUGGUGCGUGUGGUUGAGGAGUGAGGGGAGGCGCGUGCUUGGGUGGCAAGGAGGAGGGCGGGGAGGGGGAGGCUAUUGCUGAGAAUGCUCUCGCUGUCUCUCUCGCUCGCUCGGUCUUUUUUCUGGCGGAGAGGGGCGACAGGAAUCAAUCGUGUGGUGACAUUGGUGUGCUGUGUUGUGGGAGACCUGUAGCGGUCGAGAACAGCAGCCUUGCCGGAUAGCCGGAGCCAACGUCAGAGGAGUGGCGAGAGAGACAAUCUUCUCUUCUUGUCUCUCUCCAACACGAACGGAAAGAGGAGGGGCGGUUGACUUGUAACCCCGUGCGUGAGUGCGGAAUGCGGCAGACCUAUAGCGGUCGAAGAGCAGCCCCCCCGGGUGGAAGAGGUGGUUAGCGAGCACGCCCCGAGUCACCCUGAUGGCUCCAACGAGGUCCGGCGCGAAUGGUGCGCCGGGCGGGGGAAGAGAAGGGAACGGCGCCUUCCAUGUGCCUUAUGUCUCUUGAUGGAGGCGGAAAGAGGAUAGCAUUCCCACAUGCCACGGUGGAUCAGGCGCGAUUGGUGCGCGGGGGGGGAAGAGAAGGCAAUGCGUCUCCCAUGCGACUCAUUUAUCUGGGCGGAUACGGAAAGAGGACAGCAUCCCUACUUGCCACCGCGGUUGUGGUUGCCUUGUGUUAUGUUCCUGCAGGCCUGUAGCGGUCGUGGAACUACAACCGUUCCGAUUUUGAGGGGGCAAACGUUGCAGUAGGUCUGCAGGGCGGUGCCAAAAUAAGGUAUUGUUCAUUCGGAGUUUUGCAGCGCCGUGCCACGAACGGGUAUGAGAUCACGGAGCGGGCGGCUCUUGGGCCGCACGCGGAAGGAAUAGUCUGGAGGGUUUCGCCUCGUCUUGGAGGGAGAAAACACGUUAUGUUUCUGAUGUCUUCUUUCGCUUCACGUCUUACCGUGUCUCGUGGCGAUUAUGGGUGUCGAUUCGGAUGGAAGCAAGUACAAUAGGCAAGAGCUUGUUGUUGUCAUGCGGCGCUGGCUCCCUCGCGAGUAAUUUUGUCCUUGCCUGUUCGAAACCCCUUUGUUUCUCCUCAAAGCUUCGAAAAGUAUUCACCCCCACAGAUAAUUUUACUGUUGCGAGACUCAAAAGAGGUUUGCGUUCUGUUGUAUAUGGUAGUCUCAGUCGAGGCAGGUUGCUCGCCCCCCUCUUUUCGGUAUCGGGGCGCGAACUGCGUCCACAAAGGCUUGCGAGGGGUACCACAAGAGCCCAACGAAGGGUGUUCUGCCUCGGUUUUUCGUGUGACGUUCGCCCUCAGAGAGAAUUUCCGUUGGAAAUUUCGGGGAGCUGUCCGCUUUUGCUGUGCCGGAGCACGCCUUUCUGUUGCUGUGGUCGUGUGUGUUCGGGGCUCGAGCAGCCGGGGCUCCCUCGAUUGUGGUGUUUUGUAUGCAUGGCCGAAACGAUUAGCGGUGUCAAAUGUCUAUCGAUCGGUUUUGGUUUUGUGGUUCUGGUCCGUUUUGUGGUGCGUGAAUGGGGUGGAAUUUUGAGGCCAUGUCGACAUGUUCGGUCGCUUUUUAAGUGUGUACGAUUAUCCGCGUGCUAGUGUUUUACUCUAGGUCGGUGUGGAUUGCCUUGAGCAUCCAGGUUCUACAUGUGCUUUGCUGUAUGUAUUGGGAGGGUACAACGGUUGGACGAGCAUAAAGAAAACGCACCCCUGCCAACAC
This is a messenger RNA of Ectocarpus sp. CCAP 1310/34, 2501 nucleotides long. The record is from the annotation of a GenBank genome assembly. Lineage: Eukaryota; Phaeophyceae; Ectocarpales; Ectocarpaceae.